AUGGAAGCUUUUUACACUGCUUCCCUUAAUCCCAAAACAUCUAUUACUCAAGGCACCUACGACAUAUUGCGCGCUAAUAACAUCACCAAGAGGCUCAACUUAAAUGCCAACAAACUGGAAAAUUUCCGUCGUGACAUUUCCAGUAGCGAACGACUGACCAAAAUGGAGCUGCAAGCCAUCCAGAAAAGUGUGAAGCAGAAAAAUCAAAAUACUACACCUCUUACAAGAGGUACGAGUGUAGCGCCAGAGAAGCAAAAUGCAAAUAAAAAUCAGGAAAAUGACAAAAAUAAUGAAUCUGAUGCACAAGAACCACUGAACAUAGAUACACAAGAUAAGUCUGUGAACAUCAUGAAAUAAAGACAUGAAAUAGCCAAGGAAACACCAAUAAGUAAGAGGCUGCCAAUUCCAAAAAUAAAACAUGAGUGA
Porites evermanni is the source of this 426-nucleotide messenger RNA. Lineage: Eukaryota; Metazoa; Cnidaria; Anthozoa; Scleractinia; Poritidae. The record is from the annotation of a GenBank genome assembly.